Molecule: messenger RNA, 2402 nt
Organism: Anguilla rostrata (American eel)
Lineage: Eukaryota; Metazoa; Chordata; Actinopteri; Anguilliformes; Anguillidae
Gene: nr1h4
Product: nuclear receptor subfamily 1, group H, member 4
Exons: 10
Coding region: 166-1608 (480 amino acids)
Biological process (GO): positive regulation of transcription by RNA polymerase II; negative regulation of inflammatory response; negative regulation of transcription by RNA polymerase II
Molecular function (GO): nuclear receptor activity; RNA polymerase II cis-regulatory region sequence-specific DNA binding; zinc ion binding
Source: RefSeq, a predicted model, not a curated record
CGGAGAGCGGACGAAACAGCGGACGAAACGGCAGACGAAGCGGCAGACGAAGCGGCAGACGAACGGCGGACGAACUUCCAGCUUCACCCGAGGAGCGGGGGGAGCAGGGGAGCGCUGCAAGAACAGGUCUCUUCCUCUGCGCUGUUCCUGAUUGGAGGAGACUGAAUGAACGAGUGGAUCGUUCCCGACGUGGGCGUGGCGGGACAGCUGCAGAUCCCCGACAGCGAUGGCUUCCCUUUGUCCGAGAGCUCGUACUUUGAUUUGCUGGCUGAUCAGAGUAGCCCACUGCUGCAGGACCAGGAGGACCUGCCCUUCGCCAGCUAUCCCACAAUGCAGUACUCCCCCAUGGAGGCACCCAUGGCCCCUCCGGCCUUCCUCUCCGGUCAGAGCUAUUACCCAGCAUGCAGCGAGGACUGGUACUCCGCCCCUGGGCCGUAUGAACUGAGAAAAGCACCCACAGAGGGCGGCUACGACACGGACGUCCAGGCCGCCCCGGCACCCGUGAGCAAGAGGCCCAGGCAGGGCUCCCAUCCCGGCAGGGUGAAAGGGGACGAGCUGUGCGUGGUGUGCGGAGACAAGGCAUCGGGCUACCACUACAACGCUCUGACCUGCGAGGGCUGCAAAGGCUUUUUCAGGAGGAGCAUCACGAAGAACGCCGUGUACAAGUGCAAGAGCGGCGGGGGCUGUGAGAUGGACAUGUACAUGCGCAGGAAGUGCCAGGAGUGCAGGCUCAGGAAGUGCAAGGAAAUGGGCAUGCUGGCAGAGUGUCUGUUGACGGAGAUCCAGUGCAAGUCCAAGCGGCUUCGGAAGAACACCAAAGCAUUUCCAGAAGAGUCCGUGGAUGAGGAAGCAGAAGGGGCUGAUGGAGGAGAUGCUAAACAGGUCACCUCCACCACUCACCUCACAAAGGAAAAAGUUGAAUUCAGUCAAGACCAGCUCACCCUCUUGAACUACAUUUUAGAAGCUUACAACAAGCAUCGCAUUCCCCAAGACAUGGCCAAACAACUUCUUCAAGAGAAGUUCAGCGAAGAAGAAAAUUUCCUCUUACUGACGGAGAUGGCCACCAGCCACGUGCAGGUUCUGGUGGAGUUCACCAAGAACAUUCCAGGAUUCCAGGCCUUGGACCACGAGGACCAGAUAGCGCUGCUGAAAGGCUCGGCGGUGGAAGCCAUGUUCCUACGAUCGGCACAGGUGUUCACCAGGAAGCGGCCCCAUGGGCACACGGACGUUUUGGAAGACAGAAUACGGAAGAGCGGAAUAUCGGAGGAGUACAUCACUCCCAUGUUUAAUUUCUACAAGAGCAUUGGAGAGCUGCAGAUGAUGCAAGAGGAGCAUGCCUUGCUGACCGCCAUCACUAUCCUGUCACCAGAUCGGGCGUACGUGCGGGACCAGGCGGCGGUGGAGCGGCUGCAGGAGGCGGUGCUGGAGGUCCUGAGGAAGUUCUGCAGGCUGCGGCACCCGCGCGAGCCGCAGCACUUCGCCCGCCUCCUGGGCCGGCUGACCGAGCUGCGCACGCUCAACCACCACCACGCCGAGAUGCUGCUCUCCUGGCGCACCAGCGACCACAAGUUCACCCCCCUGCUCUGCGAGAUCUGGGACGUGCAGUGAAGGUCCCCACCCCCUCCCGUUUUCUAAAAACGCCUCGGCCCCCCCCCAUCCUGAAAAAAAAGAUCUUGUGCUCUUUUGACUGACCAAUUGUGAAACAAAGUGCGGAGCUUGGCGAAGGCCUCUCCCAGGUUUAGCCGCCAGACUCACUGACGUUCCAUCUGUCUUGUGGUCUCUUGCCCUGACGAUCGAUGACAAAAAACUAGACGCUAAGGAAAGACCUUUACGCUUCUGGGAGAGGACAGAGAGAGAGAGUUAAUUAUCAAAAGCCACUUGAUGAUUCUACCCUUCAAGGAUCCGGUUGACUAGCUGAGAAGUGAACAUAUUUUGUCUGAAAUGAAGUCUCAUAUGUAGGCUCGAAAUACUUACCAAAGCAGCGUGUGUCAUUCAGAGAUGCCCUGCGGUGCUUUCUGGGAGAGUCUUGUAGUCGUUCAAGGGGAAGGGGAAUGGUUAGAACUACAAUUAUACACAGUUGAUUCAACGGUGUAUUUCAGAGCAUCAGUCAGGGAAGAAAGCUAAAGGAUCAACUCUCAUCACCGUGCCAUGACCUACAACCUUCCUUCCCUGGAAGCUUUCUCCAUUGAUUAGAGGUGACUAAUUGAUAAUUUUAAAAAAUGUCUAAUUUUGACAGAAGUGUGAGAAGUUUGGAUUUCUUCUUGCUACUGCACGGAACUGUAGUUCUGAUGGAGAUUUGAUGUGAGCAAAAGUCCUUUCUGUGUCCUGUCACAGGCCUUGGAGUGGGUUGGGGAAUGAGAUAAAUUUUUCACUUGAAGAAAUAAAACAAAUUUCUAAUCAAA